This is a messenger RNA of Pyrenophora tritici-repentis Pt-1C-BFP, 267 nucleotides long. The record is from RefSeq and is a predicted model, not a curated record. Lineage: Eukaryota; Fungi; Ascomycota; Dothideomycetes; Pleosporales; Pleosporaceae.
AUGGAGGGGAGGGAGGAGCGCCAGGACAACGCACGUGACAUGCGCAAUACCCUUGCCUCACAAACCGCAACACUCCGCGGAUUGUACCCGGACAGGACAAUUAUAGUCGUGAUCAAGCCUCUUCUAUCCGACGAGCAGUUCGCUGCUAAGGAGAAAGACGAGCUCUGCUUUAACGCGAAGGAGAAAGAGGUCCUUACUAAGGAUAAUAAGAUUAACUUUAACAGCUACGUUGUCACAAUAGAUAGCAACACUAUCUCCCUUAUCUAG